Zasmidium cellare ATCC 36951 is the source of this 2259-nucleotide messenger RNA. RefSeq lists its product as uncharacterized. Bases 1 to 2259 code for a protein of 752 amino acids. The transcript is spliced from 2 exons. Lineage: Eukaryota; Fungi; Ascomycota; Dothideomycetes; Mycosphaerellales; Mycosphaerellaceae. Gene Ontology annotation, molecular function: ATP hydrolysis activity; ATP binding. The record is from RefSeq and is a predicted model, not a curated record. Gene Ontology annotation, cellular component: mitochondrion; cytoplasm.
AUGUCGACCAGCGCAGCGACUGGCCUCGCCAUCACGAAUCCCUUGGUGAAGUAUAGGGCAUUGGUUGCUACAAAGGCCAUCAGUUCUGAUCCUGCACAACAUCGACUAGCAAUCCACCUGGCAAAGUUAUACGAACGAUUGAAAGACUACGAACCAGAACUAGAAUACAGCCAUCGACUGGAUCAAAUCUCCCGAGCCGUCAACUCAGGACAACACCGCCGGAAUGCUGAUUGGAGCCCUGAGCAGCCGCCUCCAAGGCAGAGUGCCUGGCGAUCGUUUCUCGCAGCGAAGGAGAAGCGGGAUACAAUGGCUCUCACCAGGAGACUGACAUCCCAUGAAUCGGCUCUGCAGAUGAACUCACCCAAGGGAUUGAUGCUUCAUGGAGAGGUUGGGACUGGCAAGAGUAUGCUCAUAGAUCUUUUCGCGGAUUGUCUUCCCAAUCGGAAGAAGCGAAGGAGUCAUUUCAAUACGUUCAUGUUGGAGACUUUCGCUAAAUUAGAGGCAUUACGAGCCGAGAGGUCGAAGGCUGGAGGGUCUCGAUUACCUUCGCAACUCGCAUUCUCUGAGGACGAUUACUCGCUACUAUGGCUGGCGAAAGACAUGAUCCAAACCUCGCCGAUAUUGUUCCUCGAUGAAUUUCAAAUGCCGGAUAGAGUGGCCAGCAAGAUCCUGACAAAUCUGAUGACGGGCUUCUUUCAGCUUGGUGGGGUGCUCGUGGCUACGAGUAAUCGUAUGCCAGAAGAGUUGGCGAAGGCGGCGGGUAUCGGAUUUGCGCCGCCUCCGCAGAGAGGUUUUGGGUGGCAGCUCGGAUUCGGCAGGCGGAAACAGAGCAGUGGCAUGUAUGGUGGCUCGAACGAGUUUGCUGCUUUCCUGGAGGUGUUGAAGGCGAGGUGUGAGGUUUGGGAGAUGGAGGGUGGGAAGGAUUGGCGGCGGAUCGAGAGCGGAAGUGUGGCGCCUAUUAAGGAUGUCGAUGUUGAGAGUAUGGCUGAUAGUGCAGUCGUCGUGGAGGACGUCGCGAUUGAUGGGGGCACGGCUGAGCUUGCGGAGGAUUUGAAGCCGGUUUCACUUCCCAAGCACUAUAGUGCGGCGACUGAGCAGCAACAAGGAGACCCUCUGGAUGCUGCUCUCAUUGUUGCUACCCACGGACGAGGCUCGGAUACUGUCACCUGGGCACCACAGACGCUAAAGGUCUACGGCCGAGUCAUCGACAUUCCACGUGCAUACGAAGGCAUCACUCUUUGGACAUUCGAUGAGCUGUGCAAGGCGACAUUGGGCCCAGCAGACUACAUUACCCUGGCAUCGACAUACCACACUCUCAUACUCACCGACGUACCAAUCUUGAACUGGCUGAUGAAGAACGAAGCGAGACGUUUCAUCACGCUGCUGGACGCACUGUAUGAAUGCAGAUGCAAGCUGUUCGUGAGUGCAGCCGCCGGACCAGACGACAUCUUCUUCCCAGAAGAGCAGAAGAAGACGAGGGAGGAAGGCGACAGCGGCGAUUCAGUCUACUCAGAAACACUCUCAGAGGUGUAUCAGGACGCCACGGCGCCAUUCCGACCAAACGUCUUGACUGAAAACCCAAACUACGCAGAGCCGGACACGGAGCCUGACUACACGCAUGCUCGACUUGCUGGUCUCCUUCGCGCUGACUCUCUCGAAGACGACUCACCGACCGCACCCAGCGUUUCCAGAGGCGCCAAAGGAGGUUCAACGAGCAACCCUUUUGGUCGCUCCUUCGGCAAAACCGACGCCGAAAUGGAGAGAAAGCCCGUCGACCCAGACGAAGUCCGCUACACCGUCCGUCCAGACUUCCAAAAGACCAGCGCCUUCACAGGCGAAGACGAGCGCUUCGCAUACAAACGUGCCCAAAGUCGUCUCUGGGAAAUGUGCAGCCAACGCUGGUGGGCUCGCAACGAACCAGACUGGCACAGACCGCUGCCACAGGAGAUCCGACGCUGGGAGAGAGUCGGCGAAGAUAUCGAUCUGCCCAAGUAUCCGGACGCAGGCUCUGUGGCUAAUACGGAGAUUCGUAUGGUGGGCGCUGUGGAGGAUGCCACGAGGGAUGAGAGGAGUUUCAAGAAGUUUGAUAACGCUCCUGUCGCUGCCGAGGAUGUUAAGUCACCUUUUCGAGCUGAGAGGGAGCCUCCGAGGAAGAUCUCCUGGACGCACAUUUGGGGGACGAUGAAAUGGGGCGCUAAGGCUGGGGCUUGGGGGCAGGGUCCGGAGGGGUUGAAAGAUAGGGGCAGGGAGAAGAGGUAG